UUGACAUUACGCUAACAUCAAUUUCUUUAAUAUUGAAACUUCGUUAUUUUUGUCUCAUUUUAGUUCAAUAAUUUACACAACAUGGUUUUGUUUUCUAAGAAAAAUGCCCUCGCUGAAGAUGAACAGUUCGAUUUACCAAUACGCGAUCCAACUGGAAAAGAUUACGAAUCGGAUGAAGUGUUGCUUAUGUUAGCGUAUACAAAACACGACAUGAUGGCCUCAUUGAAACGAAGUCGAAUCAAAUUUUUCUUAGAGAGUCUUCAAAAGAGUGGUUUAGUAAUCGAUAGCGUUCAAUCUUUAACUCACCGAAGUUUGGUUUUUGUUAAAAUCACCGGUGAUCAAGAAGUCCUACGAAAAUAUGCCCCAAGUUUGGGUAUACCUUUACAUUGUGAGAAUCCGUUUUUUCAAGAGACCGAUGAAAGAGAAGGUUAUAUGAGAAAAGUUUUGACAAGUUCGCAUAAAAAUUUAGGAAACGCUAAAGUUUCUCGAAGUAUGGGGAACAUAAAAAAUCGGGAUAUAACGGUUUCAGAAAAAAUUCAAAUUAUGUAUCAAAUAUUAAAAUUUGCAAAGUAUGGUUUUGACGAUGAUGAUGUUGGAAUAAAUCGUUUAUUAAGUCAAGGAACGCUUCAAACAAUAUAUCCAACCCACGAGCGAAGUUAUCACACUCUCGAUGCGAAAGGAGUCACCGAUAUUUUCCUUUUAAAAACGUUUUGGGGAUCGUGGAGUUACAUCUUUUCUGGACAACCCACGUUUUUAAUUCAAAAUUAUUACGGCGCUGAAGUUGGAUUUUACUUCGCCUAUUUAAAUCAUUUUGCUAAAAUGUUAAUUCCGGCCUCUUGCCUUGGAAUUGCAACGUUUCUUUUUGGAAUUAUUAGCAUGUACACCUCGAAUAAUUUCAAAUCCGAGGAAGUUUGCAAUAGCGAUAUGGUUUUGUGUCCGACUUGCGUUCAUGAUGUUUGCAAUUAUACUUCAUUAAAAUACUCUUGUCACGUUGCAAAUUUUAAUCACAUGAUUGAUAAUCAAACGACGGUUGUUUAUGGAAUUUUGAUUUCGAUUUGGAGUACCGUUUCUUUUGAAAUGUGGAAGAGGCAACAAUCUUCUUUGGCUUAUCAAUGGAACGUUUAUUCGGCUCACGUUAAUACGAGCGUAAGGCCCCAAUACGAAACUUCAGCAACUUUAAGGAAAUUAUCGCCGAUUACAGGGGAAUGGGAGCCUUAUGAAGAUACAGCUGUUCAUAUUUGCCACUCUUUUUUAAGCAUUUUGGCUCUGGCAGCAAUGGGGGGGAUUUCAAUUUUAGGAAUCGUUAUUGUAACAAUAAAAUUUAACGACUCAGUCGUUUCGUUAACAUUAGCCCAAAGUCAAUUUGAUUCUUCAAAUAAAUAUCACGUGAUAGGAGCUAAAACAACAUCGUCACUCCUUAGUGUUCUACUAAUGAUUAUUUUUGACUUUGUUUACAAAUACAUAGCGGUUUGGUUGGUUAGAUUUGAAAAUCCAAGAACCGAACAAGAAUACGAUAACUCAUAUAUUUUGAAAAUUUAUUUUUUGACUUUCGUCAACAGCUUCGGUGUCGCUGUUUACAUUGCGUUUGUUAAGCAUCGUUAUGCAUAUUAUCCGGGCCAUGAAAGUGAAGAUUAUCAUGCUUCGGGGCGUUGCGAUCCCACCGGAUGUGCGGAACACCUUUGCAUUCAUAUUUUUGUGGUUUUACUCACAAAAUGUGUACUUAAAGAUUUAGUCAAUUUUUUGGUGACCUAUAUCAGGGUAAUUGUUAGAAAAUACAAAAUGAUUCAUGAUUAUAACGGUGAAUUACCACCGUAUGAACAAGAAUAUUACUUAAAGAAGACGUCAAGAUUUUUUUUAAUUAAUGAAUACAAAGAAAUUGCGAUCCAAUAUGGAUAUAUAACGUUCUUUUCAUCUGCGCAACCUUUAGCGCCAUUAAUUGUCCUUUUGCAUACAUUGGUGGAGAUUAGGAACAACGCAGUGCAACUUUUAAGAAACUAUAGAAGACCAAUUCCGAUUUGUGUGAACGGAAUCGGCGCUUGGAUGCAAGUUUUUAUGGCAAUGACUCAUUUGGGAGUAGUUACAAACGCCAUUGUUAUUGGAUGGACAAUGACAUUUGUUCCAACAGCAAUUUACACUCACUCGGACACACAUCUCCCAUAUUACGAAAAUAGAUUCUCUAUAUUCAACACGAGCGACUACCCAUCAUCAAUCCCAUCUUCCAUCAAGAACAUUCCGAACCAACCUCAAACGUGUAGAUACCCAUCUUUGAGGUAUCCACCAGAUGACCCGGAUAAAUACAUACUUAGCGGCGCUUUUUGGCACGAAAUUACAUGGGUUAUGGCCUUUAUUAUUAUAUUUGAGCAUGUUGUUCUUGCCAUAACAAGUAUUAUAGCCUAUAGUAUCCCGGAUAUUCCCGUGUCUAUACAACAGAUGAUGGAACAUGAAAAUUUGAAAUUGGUUAAAGAGAAUUAUAAGAAAAUUGGCGAUGAAGGAGGAGAUUGAUUAUAAUUGGGUUUAUACAUUAUCUUUUUAAAGAAAUAGAUAAAAAGCGUAGUCCUUUAUAUUGGAUAGUUUUAAGACGAUAUAAAUGUAGUAAAAAUCAAAAAUAAAAAAAAUAAUAAAA
Messenger RNA from Onthophagus taurus, 2623 nucleotides. Its product is annotated as anoctamin-5-like. Lineage: Eukaryota; Metazoa; Arthropoda; Insecta; Coleoptera; Scarabaeidae. Gene Ontology annotation, biological process: chloride transmembrane transport. Gene Ontology annotation, molecular function: protein dimerization activity; chloride channel activity. The record is from RefSeq and is a predicted model, not a curated record. Gene Ontology annotation, cellular component: plasma membrane.